AUGGGUAAUGAAAUAAGAAAAAGUGAUACGGUUUUAAAAGCACAGGAGUUAAUGUCGCAAAAAGAAGAAAUUGAAAAUCAGCUUGACGACUUGGAGAAAGUUUUGAAAUCACAAGGAAUAGGAAUGACUGAACAAUUAGUUGAUCACGAAGGGUUUCCUCGUUCCGACAUAGACAUAGUAACCGUAAGAACUGCUCGUGCUAAAAUAAUUGCAUUGAGGAAUGACCAUAAAGCAGUUAUGUCAGAAAUUGAAAAGGCUUUACAUGCUAUACAUGCAGAAAACAAAGCAAACAAAUUAGUUGAAGGAAACAAUGACGAAUCAAUUGGGAAACCUAAACCUUUUGCAAUAGUGAAUGCAAUUGCGCCUGAUUCACCAGCUAAAGAAGCGGGAUUAACAAAAGGUGAUAGAAUUAUAAGAUUUGGAUAUAUACAUUCUAAUAAUAAUCAAAACCUUAAUGCUUUAAAUUCUUUUGUGGCUGAGAAUGUUGGUAAAAAUAUUGGAAUUACAGUUGAACGUGGGGAAACACAUUCAUCACAAUUGAUUGUAUUGCAUCUAACACCUAGGCAUGGAUGGGGUGGAAAAGGGCUUCUAGGGUGUCAUAUUUUACCUAUUUAG
This is a messenger RNA of Entrophospora sp. SA101, 615 nucleotides long. Lineage: Eukaryota; Fungi; Glomeromycota; Glomeromycetes; Entrophosporales; Entrophosporaceae. The record is from the annotation of a GenBank genome assembly.